CGCAAUUCACCGAUAUUUUUGCACGCCCCUAGCUGAAAGGAAUGUAGUCGUCUUGUCCGCCGCAGCAGACUCACUCUGAGCUGAGUCACUCCCUCGCCCACAAAAGAUGAUACAUGGAUAAUUCUCUCUCUCUCUCACUUGCUGGAAGAAUCAAAUUAACCCAAAUUAGCCAGCACUAGAUACUGAAUUUUAGGGAGAGAAAAGGGUUUCACAGAGAGCGAAGAGACGGAGAAAUGGCAAGAGGAAGCAAUGGAUUGAACCAAGCGAACAAGGCGGGGGCAUUCUUCGGGGCUACUUUGGUGAUGUGGGCUGUCUCUGUUUUCUUUGAAAUACUGUUCAACAGACGCUCCGAGCUCGUCUCCGUGCUGGUUGGCUUUUGCUUUUACCAAUCAGCCAACUGGACCAUCCGGAAUUGGGUCUCGCGCGACCCUCUCUUCGUCAACACUUCCGUUUCUCUCCUCCACUCCUUCUUCACCUCUACUUCAGUGAUUUUCGUUCUGGUCAACCAGUGGAUGAGAAAUGGUUCUUCGGAGAUAUUUGAGCAUUCACAGUUGUUUGGGGGCACUUGGCCAUGGGCAUACCAGGCAUUAUGCUUUUCAUGUGGUUACUUUGCAUAUGAUCAAUGGGAUAUGCUGCGCUAUCGACUAUACCGUGGUUGGGUCCCUUCAAUCCUAUUGCAUCAUCUGGUACUCCUUGUUUGCUUCACACUUGCUUUAUACAGGAAUGUCACAAUCAACUAUCUCAUCCUCACCUUAAUUUGUGAGCUGCAUUCUGUAUUUCUGCACUUGAGAAAAGUGCAGCGAAUGUCUGGAGUUCGGGAUGCCAAGAGCACAAUUGUGAAGGCAGAAUGGGUUCUGAACUGGGCGACCUUUGUCUUAGCUAGAUUCACUUCUCACGUUCUCAUUACGGUCAAGCUGAUCAAAGAUGCUCCCAAGUUUGGAAAAGGCGUGGAACUUCCACUCGCCCUAUUUGGCAUGGCUACAAUGAAUGUGCUCAAUUUGUUUCUUGGUGUUGAUCUCUUCAAUGCUUAUAGGAGGGAAAACAGUAAUCCCUUGAAGAGUCCUAAUCACAGCGAAUGACAGACCCAAUGCUGAAAAUAUGGAUUUUUUUUUUCUUUUUUUGGUUUCUGCACACAGAAUUAGACAUGUAGAUUAUGUUUUUUGUAGAAUAAACUUGAGAUUCCAUGCUGAUUGCUGACUGGUGAAAUAGAAUAAAUCUACUAUGUAAAGCUUAUCUGUCAGUCUCAUGGAAGACGUAUGUUGUGUACAGAGCCAUAUCUCUGGUCAAGUAUGGUUGAUGCUUUCUAUGAAGAGCCUCCGCAUCUUGCCGCUCCUUUUCCAAGACCAUUAUU
Molecule: messenger RNA, 1351 nt
Organism: Diospyros lotus (date-plum)
Lineage: Eukaryota; Viridiplantae; Streptophyta; Magnoliopsida; Ericales; Ebenaceae
Exons: 3
Coding region: 234-1079 (281 amino acids)
Biological process (GO): phospholipid homeostasis; membrane assembly; plasma membrane organization
Cellular component (GO): plasma membrane
Source: RefSeq, a predicted model, not a curated record